AUGGUUUUUCUGAAAAUAGAAUUGAAACAAAUUCAGAGCAGUCAACUAGUUAUUUUGGAAUGUCUAGACUCAAUACAGUUACAAUUAGAAGAUCAGCCUCGGGUCUAUGACAAAAAUAUUUCAAUUAAAAAGUUGAAUGAGUGUUCAUUACCAAUUGAUAAUACCACAGAUUUACAAACUUUUGAAAACAAAAUUACUGGUGAUAGCGAAUCUAGAACAUGUUUGGUUAAGGAGCUUACAUAUAUAGGUGGGAAACAUACCGAAGCAAUGGUACGGCGAAUAAUGGCAAAAUUGUGCACGGAUGAACUGUUGCAACACUAUUCCUACAAUGGAAAAAAAGGAAAGAUUCCAUUUUGUUCAUUGAGCAUUUGUUCUGUUAUAUUUGGUAAGAUUAUAAUUCUAUGUUUGUGCAUAUAA
Molecule: messenger RNA, 417 nt
Organism: Macrosiphum euphorbiae (potato aphid)
Lineage: Eukaryota; Metazoa; Arthropoda; Insecta; Hemiptera; Aphididae
Source: the annotation of a GenBank genome assembly